AUGUGGUCAUUCUGGCUGAUCCAGAACAAUUCGUCGAUUCCGCAUCCGGUCCAUCUGCAUGGCCACGACAUCCUCGUCCUCGGCGCCUCGCCCGCGCUCGCCAACCCGCUCGCGCCGGGCAACACGCUCCGGGCGUUCAACCCGGCGACGGACAAGGCCGGGCUGAAGGGGGCGAACCCGACGCGGCGCGACACGACGAUGCUGCCGGCGUGGGGCUGGCUGGUGGUGGCCUUCCUGAGCAACAACCCGGGCGCGUGGGUCUUCCACUGCCACGUGGCGUGGCAUGUGUCGCAGGGCCUGAGCGUGCAGUUCCUCGAGCAGCAGGGCGCCAUCCCCGGCGCGAUGAACCUCAACGACCUCACGGCCAACUGCAACGCCUGGACGGCGUACUACCCCGCGCACGAUCCGUACUGGCAGGACGAUUCGGGCAUUUGA
This is a messenger RNA of Phaeoacremonium minimum UCRPA7, 435 nucleotides long. Its product is annotated as putative laccase precursor protein. NCBI's taxonomy places the organism in Eukaryota, Fungi, Ascomycota, Sordariomycetes, Togniniales, Togniniaceae. The record is from RefSeq and is a predicted model, not a curated record. Bases 1 to 435 code for a protein of 144 amino acids. The transcript is spliced from 4 exons. Gene Ontology annotation, molecular function: copper ion binding; oxidoreductase activity.